Phyllostomus hastatus (greater spear-nosed bat) is the source of this 1342-nucleotide messenger RNA. RefSeq names its product fucosyltransferase 2 (gene FUT2). Gene Ontology annotation, molecular function: galactoside 2-alpha-L-fucosyltransferase activity. The record is from RefSeq and is a predicted model, not a curated record. Gene Ontology annotation, biological process: carbohydrate metabolic process. NCBI's taxonomy places the organism in Eukaryota, Metazoa, Chordata, Mammalia, Chiroptera, Phyllostomidae. Gene Ontology annotation, cellular component: membrane.
ACUGCCACCGGGGGCCUGAAGCCGGACAGCCUGGAGCAGGCUGGCCAAGGAGGACGCUCAAGGCAGCCACCAUGAGAUUCUGGGCCACCUGCCCUUCCUCCUUCACCAUCUCCUUCCUCUUCAUCAUCCUCGUGGUGUCCACCAUUUUCCACUGCCACCAGCGCCUGGCUCUGGUGCCCACGCCCUGGGCCUCUCCGGGCCACGUGGUCCUGGCCCCCAGGGCCCUGCCCCAGGGGGGCGUGUUCACCAUCAACGCCCAGGGCCGCCUGGGGAACCAGAUGGGUGAGUACGCCACCCUGUACGCCCUGGCCAAGAUGAACGGCCGGCCGGCCUUCAUCCCCGCGCAGAUGCACAACACACUUGCGCCCAUCUUCAGAAUCACCCUCCCGGUCCUGCACGACACCGCGGCCAGCAGGGUCCCCUGGCGGAACUACCACCUGAACGACUGGAUGGAGGAGCGGCACCGCCACAUCCCCUGGGAGUACGUGCGCCUCACCGGCUACCCCUGCUCCUGGACCUUCUACCACCACCUGCGCGCCGAGAUCCUCCGGGAAUUCACCCUGCACGACCACGUGCGCGAGGAGGCCCAGAGUUACUGCGGGGGCCUGCAGGUGAAUGGGAGCCGGCCGAGCACCUUCGUGGGGGUCCACGUGCGCCGGGGGGACUACGUCCACGUCAUGCCGCAGGUGUGGAAGGGCGUGGUGGCCGACCGGCGGUACCUAGAGCAGGCGCUGGACUGGUUCCGGGCCCGCUACCGCGCCCCCAUCUUCGUGGUCACCAGCGACGGCAUGGCCUGGUGCCGGCAGAACAUCGACAGCUCCCUCGGGGACGUGGCAUUCGCGGGCAGCGGUCGCCAGGGCUCCCCGGGCAAGGACUUCGCACUGCUCAUGCAGUGCAACCACACCAUCAUGACCAUCGGGACCUUUGGGGUCUGGGCCGCCUACCUCGCCGGGGGGGACGUGGUCUACCUGGCCAACUUCACCCUGCCGGGUUCCCCCUUCCGUGCCGUCUUCAAGCCGCAGGCGGCUUUCCUGCCCGAGUGGGUGGGCAUCGCCGCCGACCUCAGGCAGGCCGGGAAAAGCCGCCUGUACCCCCGCACAUGUCCCCACCUUGGGGGCCAGGCCAUGUGUGGGGCUCAGCACUGGGCCUCAGGGGUGGGCACCCAAGUUUGAAUCCAGGCUGCUCUGCUUCCCAGCUGGGCGAGCUGGGACGAAUGCCUUAACUGCUCUGUGCCUGAAAAAACGAAUGUAAUCCAGAACUUAGCUGGGCAGCCUCGUGUGAGAACACAGCCAGUUCCUUCAGAGCCUGGGCAACCCAGUGAGUGCUGGCCGCUGCCCGUAGG